CGUUACCUAGUCUAAACCUUAGUUAGGGGCGACUUGCCCUCCUUUCCACGUUGCGGGUGACCGGGUGUCGGUGACAAUGAGGACAAGCCUACUUCGCUCGCUGGGCAAGGGCCUGGGGCUGUGCGCGGAGGCAACCAGCAGCCGCGUGGCGCAGCAGACGAUGCCGGCAGUGGCCGCGAUGUCGACCUCUGCUUCGGAUGCCGAGCCCACUAGCAAGGCGGCCCACUACGCCGCUGCUCUGGGCGGUGUUAUGGCGGGUAUUUUCGGCGCUUCCUGCGUGGCCUCGGCCAACGAGGCCGCCGAUGGUCUUCACGCUCCUCACUACCCUUGGGGACAUGAGGGCGUGCUGGACUCAUACGACCACGCCGCUAUUCGUCGCGGCCACAAGGUGUACCAGCAGGUGUGCGCGGCCUGCCACUCCAUGCAGUACCUGCACUGGCGCCAGCUGGUGGGCGUGUGCUACACGGAGGAGGAGGCCAAGGCGCUGGCCGCCGAGACCGAGGUGGAGGACGGCCCCAACGAUGAGGGCGAGAUGUUCACUCGCGAGGGCCGCCUGUUCGACGCCUUCCCCUCGCCCUACGCCAACGAGCAGGCCGCGCGCUACGCCAACGGCGGCGCCUACCCGCCCGACCUGACGCUCAUCAGCGGCGGCCGCCACAACGGCCCCAACUACAUCUUCUCGCUGCUGACCGGCUACCGCGACCCGCCCGCCGGCAUCUCGAUCCGCGAGGGCCUGUACUACAACCCCUACUUCCCGGGCGGCGCCAUCGCCAUGCCCAAGAUGCUGGUGGACGGCGGUGUGGAGUACGAGGACGGCACGCCCGCCUCGGCCUCGCAGCAGGCCAAGGACAUCACCACCUUCCUGGCCUGGGCCUCCUACCCCUACCAGGACGAGAUGCGUGUGAUGGGCAUCAAGGCCUGCCUGAUGAUCUCCAUCCUCAUCGGCUUCGCCGCUUACUCCAAGCGCCUGCGCUGGGCGCCCAUCAAGUCGCAGCGCAUCGUCAUGGACGUCGUCAACUAAAGGAGCGCGGUUUACCAGCGGCGGCGACAGCGGCAGCUACGGCAGCGGCGGCAGCUGAGCAUUGCUGGCCGUACAGGCUGUUAAGCUGGCUGGCUUGCGUUCCGAGGGGAUAUGCGUUUUUUGGCGGAUGGCUGUGAUGGACGGUGCGGGGUUGCCAGCUAGCUAGCUAGCUAGCUAGCUAGGCAUGGUGAUGGAUGGCGCGAGCAUGUGUUAGCGGCAGCUGCAAGCGGGGCGGCUGCAGCAUGGGCGUCGCUGCGUAGACGGCGCGUGUGUGCAUGUGCGUGUGUGCGCGGGGCGUGGGCGCCCGAGGUGCAGCGCGGAGGCCGCAGACGCGGGAGGGACAGGCGCACUGCGCGGGCGGAGUUCGCUGGAGCGCGGCCUGAGUGUCUUUGCGGGCGCGGGGCGUGGUUGUGGCGCACUGCUGUGGGUUGUGGAUACGGUAGCACACGUGUAGCGGCGUGGGGCACCCGCAGGCGCCAUUCGGAUGUGAGGGCGGCUGCGGGUGCCGCCUGCUGGGGUGUUGUGCACAGGCUUAUCUCUUCAGAUCGUGUGUGUGUGUCUGUGUGCGUGUGUGUUUGUGUGCGUGUGCGUGUGUGUGUGUGUGUGUGUGUGUGUGUGUGUUUGUAGGCUGCUUGAUGAGUAGGGUGUGGAACUGCUGUUCGCUGAGCUGCGUGCAAGCGAGGUUGCAACGUGGCGGCUUGGACUGGAUUGAGGGGGGCCGAUUUGUAGGCAUUGCUCUCCCGACAUAGACUGUAGACAUUAGAUAAGCAGCGCGUGGCUACAGGGUAGGAGGUAGAAGUGAGCGACCAUGAUGUGUAACCUCUCCUUGAG
Chlamydomonas reinhardtii is the source of this 1852-nucleotide messenger RNA. RefSeq lists its product as uncharacterized. The record is from RefSeq and is a predicted model, not a curated record. The coding region runs from base 77 to 1021 and encodes 314 amino acids. Lineage: Eukaryota; Viridiplantae; Chlorophyta; Chlorophyceae; Chlamydomonadales; Chlamydomonadaceae. The transcript has 7 exons. Gene Ontology annotation, molecular function: electron transfer activity; heme binding. Gene Ontology annotation, biological process: mitochondrial electron transport, ubiquinol to cytochrome c.